UAAUUAAAUUACAUAAUUUUUUUCUUCGAUGAGUGAGUUUUAGCAUUUAGGAGAGAGAGACUCAGAGAUCGUGCUGUUUCUUGGAGUUAAGUAUUCAAAAAAAACUUGCAGGAAAAGAAACUUUAUUAUUGGAAAAAAUGGCCAAACCUACUACUGUGGCUGCUGGUUCAUUUAGAAAAGAAAUGAGAUGCGAAGAGUUGGCCAUUGACAUACCACUAGUCAUGGAGCUAGCCCAGUGGCCUGAAUGUUGCAUCUACAAAGUCCCCAAGAAACUUCGUGAGGUAAAAAAAGAAGCCUACACUCCAAAGCUAAUUUCAAUAGGCCCUCUUCACCAUGGCGAAUAUGAACUGCUUUCCAUGCAAAUGCUGAAACUAAAUUAUCUCAGGGAAUUCUGUUAUCGGGCUAAGACAUGCCACGAGGAUAUUGCAAGGUUCAUUGAAGAAAAGGAACAAAGGAUUCGUCGCUGUUAUAAAGAUAUCUCUGACUAUGAUCUCAGCAGCGAAGAUUUCGUGAAUAUGGUUGUAUUGGAUUCAAUCUUUAUCAUCGAGCUAUUCUUGAGGUCUGCAGCGACUGAUCGGCGCUCUAGGAGGGCUUCUACGUGUGGGGAAGAUGAAAGCUAUACGAGUGAAGAAGAUGGAUACAUUGUGAGAGGAGAUUGCAUAGCAAGUAACCCAUUGUUGAGGAAGCAUAUUCAACAAGACUUGUUAUUGCUUGAAAAUCAGCUUCCAUUUUUUAUUCUCGACGAGUUACACACAAAAUUUUCCUGGUUUGAACAAAACAAAUAUAUUUCCUUUGUUGAGCUUACCUGUAAUUACCUUUUUCCUGAAUCCAAGACCAUGAAAGACAAAAUUGAUAAGGAAAAGGUAAAACAUUUCACUGAUUUAAUGAGAUAUCUCUACCAUCCACCCAAGGAUUGUGAUGGAGCUGCUCCUAUUAAAAAUCUACAUAAUGCAAAAAAGUUGGAAGACGCCGGAGUAAUAUUGGAAAAGGAUGAAAAGAAAACAUUACUUGACAUAGAUUUCCAAGAGGGUGACCUCUGGAAUAUAUUUCCUGGCUUCAUUGUCUCAUGGAUCUUGCUAUUCUUACCGUGCUUGGAUCACAUUGAGUGGUUGAAGAAAACACAAACUAUCUUAAAAGUUCCAGUCUUUGAGGUAAAUGAUGAAACUGAAGGCAUUUUUCGAAACGUGAUGGCCCUGGAGCAGUGUCAUUAUCCAGAUAAAGCUUACAUAUGUAAUUAUUUCGUGUUGUUAGAUUAUCUUAUUAACACUAGAGAUGAUGUGGAGUUGCUUGUUGAGAAAGGGAUUAUUGUUAAUAAGUUAGGAAGCUAUAAAGCAGUUGCCACUAUGGUUAACAGACUUUGCCUCGAAAUUACUGGAGAGAAUCACUAUUACAUAAAACUCGUUAAAGAUAUUAAUGACUACUACGAGGAUUCUUGGAACCGCAAUAUGGGAUAUUUGAGAACAGUAUAUUUCCGUGAUGUUUGGAGAGGCACUGCAACUGUUGUUGGAGUCAUUGUUCUAUUUGUAACUUUCUUGAAUUUCCUUAGGCCUUUUGUCUUCAAGAAUAUUUAAGUAUAUUGAUCAUUUUGAUAUUAUCAAUUAUUUGUUAGUUUGGCAUUGCUUGUA
This is a messenger RNA of Quercus lobata, 1625 nucleotides long. Its product is annotated as UPF0481 protein At3g47200-like. The coding region runs from base 138 to 1571 and encodes 477 amino acids. Lineage: Eukaryota; Viridiplantae; Streptophyta; Magnoliopsida; Fagales; Fagaceae. The record is from RefSeq and is a predicted model, not a curated record. The transcript is spliced from 2 exons.